GCCCACACAUAUAGAUACAAUAAAAAAUCUAUCGGAAUAGCUUUCCUCGGAAAUUAUCAAACGGUCAAUGCAAGUGAUGCAAUGGUGAAUGUAGCGCAUAAGCUAAUUCUUUGUGGCAAGGCGCAAGGAAUACUUAAAGAAGAUGUUCGUGUACUUGGAGGUAGACAACUGAUUUCAAGUUUGAGCCCAGGAGCAAAACUUUACGAUCAAAUUCGAAAUUGGCAGGAAUGGUCUUCUUCGCCGUAGUUUUAUUAUAUAUAUGUGUUAUGUAUCCCUUUUAUUAUUAAUUAUUGAAUAUG
Ceratina calcarata is the source of this 299-nucleotide messenger RNA. RefSeq names its product peptidoglycan recognition protein-like. The record is from RefSeq and is a predicted model, not a curated record. NCBI's taxonomy places the organism in Eukaryota, Metazoa, Arthropoda, Insecta, Hymenoptera, Apidae. The annotation marks the transcript as partial. The transcript has 2 exons. Gene Ontology annotation, biological process: peptidoglycan catabolic process. Gene Ontology annotation, molecular function: N-acetylmuramoyl-L-alanine amidase activity.